UCUGCGUAGUCCGCCCGAGCUCUGCCGACUGGAGGGAUGUGACCCCGGAACAGGACGCCCUCCUCUACAACACCCCAUUCAAACGGAUCUCGGCAGAAAAGUAAAGCUGGACCAGGAGGGAGCCACGGGAGCAGGGGGGAUGAACCGCGAGGAGGCGCCAGGGAAGUCUCCUGAAGACGUGUACAUCCAACAGAAAGUGCGGGUUCUACUCAUGCUUAAAAAAAUGGGAUCAAAUCUUACACAAAGUGAAGAGGCUUUUCUCCGAAAUUACGCUGGUGUGGUCCACAGUCAGAUGAGCCAGCUACCACAGCACAACAUAGACCAAGGUGCAGAGGACGUGGUGAUGGCGUUCUCCCGAUCAGAGACAGAGGAUCGACGACAGUGACCCAGGCCCCGCCCUCACACCCAUUACCCUGCCACGCACGUGAUCCACAACAACACACAACUGCACAAACACAAAACUGAUGAGCUCAGGAGACGAGGGGCGUCUAGAGGAGCAGAGGGGAAGAUGCAGCCGAUGCUGCCUCGCCCUCCACCCAAACCGUUUCGACUUCGUCCCGUCCUCACACGAUUACCUGAAAGAUGCACUUGAGUGGGUCACUGUGGGCAGAAGCCUUGGCAGUAAGGCGAUCUGUGAAAACACUCAAAUUGCGUGAAUGAUUUAUUUCUUUCGUUUGUUUUAUUGUGGCAGAGGUGGGCUGUUUGUUUUGUCUGAUAAUAUUUUUGUCCGAGUCGAGAUGUUAGUCCGCGUUUUAUCUGCUGCGGUUACCGGAGCUGACUAAUUGACCGAUAACUGAUUGUGUGAGAAAAGGAAGCUUCUAAUUAUUCUGCUUUAAUCCCAUCUAAGCUGGCAUUUGUUAAAGACAGCACGGACAUCACUUAUAAAACCAUUCACAGAAGUGCAUCAGCUGCUUUGACUGUAUUCCAGAGAAACUCAGAGAUGGAUACGAACUGCCAUGUACGUGCACACUUCAUCUACUAUAAGACUCACUAUUUAGAUGUCAAGAGCAGUAAAAAAAAACAAUUAAAGUAUGAAUUAAUGUAGUGUUGCUUUGUCUCGUAUGGUCACCAGGGAGUGAAAGCUCGUGUGUGAACAUCCUAAUAAAAGGCCACAUUGUUAACAAACUGUUUUAUGCUGCCUACAAAACAGGAUUGUUUUCAAACGUUAUUUAAAAUCUGUCCACAUUAGAC
Nematolebias whitei (Rio pearlfish) is the source of this 1191-nucleotide messenger RNA. It is a transcript of the gene ctnnbip1, whose product is annotated as catenin, beta interacting protein 1. The record is from RefSeq and is a predicted model, not a curated record. Gene Ontology annotation, cellular component: nucleus; beta-catenin destruction complex; cytosol. The transcript is spliced from 4 exons. Bases 140 to 385 code for a protein of 81 amino acids. Lineage: Eukaryota; Metazoa; Chordata; Actinopteri; Cyprinodontiformes; Rivulidae. Gene Ontology annotation, molecular function: beta-catenin binding. Gene Ontology annotation, biological process: negative regulation of Wnt signaling pathway.